Molecule: messenger RNA, 2375 nt
Organism: Pelobates fuscus (common spadefoot toad)
Lineage: Eukaryota; Metazoa; Chordata; Amphibia; Anura; Pelobatidae
Gene: UCK1
Product: uridine-cytidine kinase 1
Exons: 7
Coding region: 52-867 (271 amino acids)
Cellular component (GO): cytoplasm
Molecular function (GO): ribosylnicotinamide kinase activity; ATP binding
Source: RefSeq, a predicted model, not a curated record
AUGUAGUCCCCCCCUCCUUCGGACAGCCUCUGACCGCAGGUACUUGUGGCCAUGGCUUCUGUGAGUGGCCUGGAAGUACCGGAGCGGGGCCACCAGCGGCCGUUCCUGAUCGGGGUCAGCGGGGGCACAGCGAGCGGCAAGUCCACAGUAUGUGAGAAGAUCAUGGAGUUACUUGGACAGAAUGAGGUUGAUCAUAGACAGAGGAAAGUAGUCAUCUUGAGCCAGGACCGGUUCUAUAAAGUGCUGACUGCGGAGCAAAAAGCCAGGGCCAUAAAGGGACAGUAUAAUUUCGACCACCCAGACGCAUUUGAUAAUGAUUUGAUGUACAGAACAUUAACCAGUAUCGUAGAUGGUCAUAUCGUGGAUGUGCCUUUAUAUGAUUUUGUUACGCACUCUAGGCUGUCUGAGACCACGACGGUGUACCCUGCAGACGUACUGCUGUUUGAAGGAAUCCUUGCUUUCUACAAUCAAGAAAUUAGGGACAUGUUCCAGCUCAAACUGUUUGUGGACACAGAUUCUGAUGUUAGAUUGUCCCGUAGAGUUCUUCGUGACAUGAAAAGAGGCCGAGAUCUGGAGCAGAUCCUUACACAAUACACCACCUUCGUAAAACCUGCGUUUGAGGAGUUCUGUUUGCCGACUAAGAAGUAUGCGGAUGUGAUUAUCCCACGUGGUGUGGAUAACAUGGUGGCCAUUAACCUGAUUGUGCAGCACAUUCAAGACAUCCUAAAUGGUGACAUCUGUAAGUGGCAGCGUGGCGCUGUGAAUGGCCGUUCUCAGAAGAGGACCUUCCCAGGUCAGGGGGAAACAACGGGUAUUCUUGUACCUGGGAAACGCACGCACCGGGAGUCGAGCAGCCGGCCACACUAAGAGAACCCGACACAAAGUGUCCACAGCUCCAUUUCUUCCUCCAUUACUCAUAUUUCCAAGAGGAGAGGUUUUUGGGACGGUAACAGAGGCAACAAGCUGGCAACUAAGGAUUAGCUUUCAACCCCCUCCAGCAGACCAGGUGUCCACGAAUCACCCAAGAUGUGUAAUAUUUUUUCCCCUCCUGUUGCAAGUAUUCACUUGUCAGUGUUGCAGCUUGAGUGGGCUCUCACAACUAACUAAAGGCUUCUUUUUAAAUGUAACUAUGUGAGCAUUUUGUGCCAGAUCAAGGCAUGCUCAUUUUGGGGACACUCAGAAUAUUAGUCUUUUUAUGCACCUUAAUCGUGUGUAUACACACAGCACAUAACCUAGUGCCCCAAUUUUUCCAUAAACUAAUGAUGUACACAACAUGACAUCCUAUGGGUGGAAGCUUUAGCAUUCAGCAAGUUGUAUUCAUAUAUAUAAUUUGUAUAAACAGUCUAUAGACUUACUGAACUUACUAAGUACAUUGAUGAUGUAUCUCAACUUAGCCCUAAGCGGAAUGUCAAAAAUAAGGGGAAGUGAAUCAUCAAAAGAAAGGAAUCUUCUAUUUUUAUUCAAUGAUUGGGGUGCAGGCUGCUUAUCAAUGUGAUGUCAUAUACAUGUCCAUUAAUUCAUACCAUAUCUUGUAGAAUGGAUAGAUUUCAGGAACUUCCUGAUAAUUUUGAAAAAGCGAGAAGGUAUUUCUAGGUAAAUAUAGUCUAUAUAAUGCAUGUAAAUGGGUAGUUCUGCCCUGGGAUAGAGUAUGAAUGUAAAGGAACUGAACCUCCAAAAGGAGGUCUCCAAAAGCCAUAGAUCUCCAGAUGUUGUCUAACACUGUAGUAAAGGGACAGUAAGACUACUGCCACUUUGGCAGCCAGAGCACAGGCAUAUCAUCUACAGUAAUAUGAUAUAAUUUAUUAUUUUCUAAAGUUCUAGGAAAGCUAUUGCAUGCUGUAAUACAGAGCACGUGGCAAUGUUCUGUAUUAACAAAUCAAUUUAACUCACCAUUGGAAAAAAAAAAACAACAUUCUUAUGACAACCUGUCUUCAAAAAGAUUUCAGGUGGUUUUAUCCAGAACAGACCCCAAGUUCUAAGAAUUAUACUGACAACUGUCAGGGAAGAUUCUCAAUAGCGCUCCUUCAGUACAUUGCACAGGAUCUCAUCUGAUAUAAGCACAGCGGGCUGUAUUCACUUAAGAGCGUGUUACAGUGACUUAGGAAUGAAGUGGCAAAACACAGGCCAAAAAGAGCAAAGCUUUCCUUUAACCCCUUUUACACUUGACUCUUCUGUCUAGAAUUUUGCUAGUUUGUUCUCAAGUCACCAGGGGUUCAGGUUGGUUUACAGAUCUAUGCAUGAAAGAGUUAAUGGAUUCUGGACUGUUAUUUAGAACGACCUUGAGAAUCCCGUACUGUGUCUUAAUGGUAUACAUUUCAGUAUUGACUGUCUAACUGUUAAUGUUCUGUAUGGCAAUUUAUUAUAUAUAUAUAUAU